Molecule: messenger RNA, 2596 nt
Organism: Xenopus tropicalis (tropical clawed frog)
Lineage: Eukaryota; Metazoa; Chordata; Amphibia; Anura; Pipidae
Gene: creb3l3
Product: cAMP responsive element binding protein 3-like 3
Exons: 10
Coding region: 95-1402 (435 amino acids)
Source: RefSeq, a predicted model, not a curated record
ACAAUACCAUAGCAGUAUUGAUAUGAGAAAGGAGUUAGAUUAAAGUGCAAGAUCACAAGUGGUUAUUACAGACAUCAAAGAUCCUUUACUGAACAUGGAUAUCGAAAAGAGCCAGGAUGCAUUUCAGACAAAUACUGUACAGAAUCUGGAAAUACUGGACUUCCUGAUUGAUUGCCAAAGUGGAAUAUUAUGCUGUGAGGAUGUUUUUGCCCAGUCUGUAUAUGUCAAUUCAGAUACAUAUGUCCUUGCCCAAGAUGGUGAAGCUUUCUUAUCCUCAUCUAGGAUGCCUGCUGAUUUACCAUCAGAUUUUAAAGUUUGGUCAUCUCUAGGCAGCGACAAAGCAAUUUCUGAAGAUGUGCCAGCAGACUGGAAUUGUAAUUUUCCUAAGUGCUAUACAUCUGAAGACAUGCCUGCUCUUGGGAAAUUACAUACAAAUAGUGAUUUUUCCAUAAGUUUGGAUAUAUUCUCUGGAAAAGGCUUUUAUGAAGAUAAUAAGGAAUUAAAUAUUCCCAUUGCUGACUCAGGCUGCCAUCUUACAGUGAAGGAUCUUUUGUUAUCCAGUAGUUGUGAAAUGCAGAGACAUCCUGCUCCCUUGUUGCAGGGCUGUGCACCAGUGGCCUGUAGGGAGCUAAUUCUGACUGAGGAGGAGAGGAAGUUGCUUGAUAAAGAGGGUACAACACUGCCUAGUCAGUUACCCCUUACCAAGUAUGAGGAACGUGUUCUGAAAAAAAUAAGACGAAAAAUCAGAAACAAACAGUCAGCCCAAGAGAGCAGAAAAAAGAAGAAAGAAUACAUGGAUGAGCUGGAAACCAGGAUGUCAACGUGCACAGCCCAAAAUCAGGAGCUACAGCACAAAGUUCUACAACUGGAGAAAGAGAACGUGUCACUUCUUGAACAGUUACGGAAGCUCCAGAUAUUAGUCUGCCAGUCAACAGGGAAUGUGGCUCAGACAGGAACAUGCAUGGCAGUUUUACUUUUGGCAUUUUCUCUCAUCAUUUUUCCAUCCUUUAACCCAUGUACAAAAAAGACUCAAAAAAGUAAUGACUUCACCCCUGUGCGAGUGUUUUCCAGGUCUCUACAUGACUCUCUCUCUUCAAGGGUAAACUAUUUUCCGGCUGAUACAGAAGGGACUACAGGUUGGGUGCAAAAUGAGCACCAAGGACCAGCCACACAGUUGAGGAUUCUAGGGAAGUACCUAACAGCAUCACAAAGCAACUACACAAAGCCUUUGAGUGUGGAAAAAUCACUUGAUAUAAUCAACCACACUCUCCGUCUAAAAGGAGGAGUUAUUGGUAUAAAGCUGCAGCAGAGAUUCUUUGUAGAUGAUAAGAAGUCACAAAGUGGCACUUUGAGAGAUCAAGUUAUAGGUAAUGUUACCUGGAAGCAAGAAGGGGAGCUAUGAUCCAGAAUCUUCUAAACACAAAGACGUAUUGCAAAGAAUAUUUGACUGGAAGAGUGUCUGUCCAAAUACUGAUAAAACUUAGUUUUGGUAGAUGGGGUAUAAUAAUAUAUGGUGAUUUAUGAUAAAAAGAAAAGUUCAGUGAAAGCAUUAACACGGAGCACUUAUGGUCAGAUUAAAAAAAAAAAUAACCAUUAUUCCUUCAUAUAAAAACAUCAGAUUCCCACAAACAUAAUAUAAAACUAUACUCUUAAUGUGUUUCAUGACACCAUGCUACUUCCCUAGAAGUACUUUUUUUUUUUCUUUUUUUAAAAUAAUGGAACCAUGACUCUAAAGAACACUGUCUCCACAUCCUAGAUAAAUGACCAGUCAGUAUUCUGACACCUCAAAAAAAUUAAAUAUAUUGACAGUCAGUGGGAACUUCAACCCUAGACACAUUAUAUAAAGUGGAAGAUGGUACCAUGUAGCCAUGAAGCCAUGUACCAAAGAAAAGGCAAUGUUCAAAGUGCAAAAAAGUUGCAAUUCACAUUUUUUUUUUCACUUUGUACACUGCAUUCCAAAAAAAUUUGCUUCAGGUCUCUGCACUCUGUUUGCCAGUGCUGUAUUCAUGAGGGCUGGAGACAGGGAACUUUGGGAUUUUCAGACAUGCUGAGAUGCAGACCAAGCCUUGUACUUACCACCUGUACAUGCUGAUGCUGUGCACUGUGCCUUGCCAAGGAUUUAUCUGCUGUGAGGUGCAGUGCACAGCCAAACACAAGGCAGAAGUGUUUUCUCAAUGAGCACUAAGGGCAUGUGCUCCAGACAAUCCCUUACAAAAAUCAGGUUAAGUUUGAGUGGUUGCAAACAUGCACUUCUGAAAAUGCAUGCACUGUCUGGUGGUAGAUGUGAGAACAGCACCCAAAUAGGAGGAAAAGCUCUGUGGUCAAACAGGCAUACACCUGUAGUUACCUGAAACAACUUGCAUUCUCAGUUCUCUGCAUAGUCAGAAAUGUAAGUCCUAUUUUUGUGCCCAUAUUGGCAAGUCUAUAAUGCAGUUGACUCUACUUAGCAGGUGUUUGCACCUAUGUUGGAAUUCUUGUGAAAAAGACACGCGUGGGUAAAAAAAAAGUCCAUCUUUGUUCUUGUUUUCGUAAUCUGCAUGUUCAAUAUAUGUAUGGUACUCUGUAAAAAUGUAUUAAUAAAACACGGUAAUCUGCA